This is a messenger RNA of Eremothecium sinecaudum, 1470 nucleotides long. It is a transcript of the gene RRN7, whose product is annotated as Rrn7p. Gene Ontology annotation, biological process: nucleolar large rRNA transcription by RNA polymerase I; RNA polymerase I preinitiation complex assembly. Gene Ontology annotation, molecular function: RNA polymerase I core promoter sequence-specific DNA binding. The coding region runs from base 1 to 1470 and encodes 489 amino acids. NCBI's taxonomy places the organism in Eukaryota, Fungi, Ascomycota, Saccharomycetes, Saccharomycetales, Saccharomycetaceae. Gene Ontology annotation, cellular component: RNA polymerase I core factor complex; RNA polymerase transcription factor SL1 complex. The transcript has a single exon. The record is from RefSeq and is a predicted model, not a curated record.
AUGUCAACAUAUAUCAGAGGGCCUGUAUGUGGAACCGAUAACUGCCGAAGUAGGCUAUGGCGAAUUAUUGACGGCAGAAGAACUUGCCAGUACGGGCAUGUUAUGGAAGGCGAUGUAGAAUUUAAUAACGAGGAUGAUGACGCUCUUUCAGGCGUAAUUACAAGGAGACUCAACCUCACAACCAAUGCAACUGGUAACUUCCAAUCAAGCUUAAACUUCUCUCAAUCACAAGGUCCUUCACAGAUACAUGAAGAUGAUAAGAAGUUAUUUGGUGUAGAAGGCAAAAGACUGUUUUUAAAAUGCUUCCAACACAUACUAAAGGAGCAGUGCAAAUGGUUAAUGGAGCAGCAUGAUUUUCCCCCAGAGUAUAAAGAUACUGUAAAGCUGCUUUGGCUCUUUUACCUCAAGAGUCUUUCGCCUGCUUCAGACGCAGAGGCGGAUAAUAUCCCUGAUCUACAGCAGCUAAACCUCUCUAUGGCAGCUUCAAUCUCCCUACUUUAUCUCGCAUGCAUACAUCUUAGGAUACCCGCCCUUCCUAGCGAUUUUAUACGAUGGAGUUGUUCAAUGAAGUUACCGUAUUUUAGAUCCUCCCACCUUCUACCUACGCAGUGGCGCAAGCAACUUCCCUCAUACUAUUUGCAGAUUCUAGAUGGUGGACCGUUACCUGUCAGUUCUCAGAUAUAUCGUAAAACAGCAUCAGUUGCGCUGAAAGUCGGAUUUAGCCGCAAUUUCCGAAACCAGAUAUCUGUUGAUCUUCUUCUGCUUCGACUGCUUUUGUUAACAGCUCUACCGCCUGAGUUCUUUAUCUAUACCAAGACUCUCGUAACCCUCGUUGACAAUCCGGGGAACUUUUCUGUACCUGAGACAGUCCCGUCACAUCCGCCAGCACUUCAUAAUGUGCCUGAGGUUCGGAUAAUUGCAUAUUACAUCCUUUCUACGAGCUGGGUAUUGCGUCAGCCCACAUGUAUACCAUUCAUUCGCGCAUGGCUAAAUCACAACCCACAAAACUUCUCCAUACACUCUCUAUCAGCCCACAGACAGCCCUCACACAUCCUUUCCCUAAAAUCACGGGACAUCACAUCGUACCUUGACUGGUUUCAAGAAUCAUUACUGCCAAGGUACGCAGACACACUUACAUCUUCACUAGAUCAGCAAAUCUACAAAAGAAAGCUGUACGCCGUUGCUCCACUAAACCCGCGAAAUCCAGCCCCAACGCCUGCACCGCAGUUACCGACCUCGUUUACAGACAGUCUACAGGAGACCUUCAUUAAUGUAGCUCAAGAUUUAAACGAAUCACGUGAUACAAAAACACGUGAGUCAGAUGCGCACAUGUCUGACGCUGUACAUACGAGGCUAAUACAGUUAGUCUCUACUGAGUUCGCUCUGCACUCGAAUGAUUUAAACGAUGCCGUAAUGGCCCUUCGAAGACAUUGUCUGCGUGUAUUACGUGCCAAACGUGAUGUUAUCUAG